AUGAGCGGUUCCGGCUCUGUCCCGGCCACGCCGGACAGCGUGUCCGAUGGCACUCGUGAGCUCUCGCUACAAGCAUCUCCAUACUCGGAAGACUCAUCGGUGGCUGGCACGCCCAACGGCGAUGAGCUUGGCGACUCUCCCAAGCGACUCCCAUCCUUGAACACCUUUUCCGACCCUCGAAAUAUGAAUCCCAACUCGACUACGUUGGGAAUCUUGGGCAAGGCGAGGCAUCCUCCGCAAGCAACCUCAUCUUUCGUGGGGGGCGCCGGAGCCAUGGACAACAGUGUCAUGGCCAAGGCGCGAGCCCUUCAUCAGCAGCGAAUGCAAAAGGGCAUGGCAGCGGCGGGCAGCUCGCCUGUCUCACCGAUGCCCUCGCCCGGAGGUCCCGUGGCGCCCGGCUUCCCUAACCUCCGCAUGCCCCCGACUAUGCAGCGUCCCGGUGCAGUGCCGCACCCCAGAUCGGCACCUGUCCUACCAAAGCCCUCCCUUAGCGAGAGAAGAGCCAACAUGGGUAUGGGAAUGAAGCUCUCUGAUAUAGGCGGCAGCGGCAGCCCCAUGCCUACGGGUGGACUGCGCCGGGCCGGUGCUCCCUCUUUCUCCGCCGGGAUGCCUGGAAACGACGACUUCAAGAAGUACAUCGAUACAGAGAAGGGCUGGAUUACUUUUGACGGUGCUGCUACGAUCACUCGGACCGGAGUCAACUUCUCCAAUGGCCAGACCUUCAGCAUAUCCCUUGACGAGGUGGAAAUUAUAGAUGAGCUCGGAAAGGGCAACUACGGAACCGUAUACAAGGUCAGACAUGCGAAGCCGAGUGCGCCGCGAUUUGGACAGGGUUUGUCUGGAGCCAAGCUGGCACCGCAUCCCCAUCGCAGUCAGUCGGACUCGGCGGUCACAGACGCUGCAAGCGCAUUGGACGGUCGGACCGGUAAAGUAAUGGCGAUGAAGGAAAUUCGACUCGAGCUCGAUGACGCCAAAUUCACCACUAUUCUCAAAGAGUUGGUCAUUUUGCACGAGUGUGUGUCUCCAUUCAUCAUCGACUUUUACGGAGCCUUCUUUCAAGAGGGCGCAGUUUACAUGUGCAUCGAGUACAUGGAUGGUGGUUCCAUUGAUAAAAUCUACGCCGGAGGCAUACCUGAAAACGUCCUGCGCAAAAUUACCUACUCAGCCAUUAUGGGCCUCAAGUCACUGAAAGACGAGCAUAACAUUAUCCAUCGUGACGUAAAGCCAACAAAUAUCUUGGCCAACACACGAGGCCAGAUCAAAAUUUGCGAUUUCGGCGUCAGCGGCAAUCUUGUUGCCAGUAUAGCCAAGACAAACAUUGGAUGCCAGAGUUACAUGGCCCCUGAGCGGAUAUCUGGAGGUGCCAUGGCACAGCCAGGCGGUACCGACGGAACCUACAGCGUCCAGAGCGAUGUCUGGAGCUUAGGCCUGACAAUCAUUGAGUGCGCCAUGGGCCAGUACCCAUACCCACCCGAAGCCUCGUCCACCAUUUUCAGUCAACUGAAUGCAAUCGUCGAAGGCGAACCCCCUGCCAUGCCAGAGGAGGGUUACACGGAUAUGGCAAAGGACUUUGUCAAGAACUGUCUACAUAAGAUUCCCAAGAUGCGACCGACGUACGCUCUACUGCUUAAGCAUCCUUGGAUCCAGUCCUUGACCAAGCCGGAAACGAUUACUGAAGUCGCCGAAGAUGGCACCGAAGAUGCCGAGGUUGCUGAAUGGGUCAAGUCUGUACUGAAGAAGAAUGCGGAAGGGCACAACGGCGACGGUCCUAGCAAGCCAGCGCUUCAUGCCGCGCCCCUGGACAGCAUUAGCCCGUUGGGGAGCCCUGUUAUCAACCACGGUCUAUAG
Molecule: messenger RNA, 1848 nt
Organism: Trichoderma breve
Lineage: Eukaryota; Fungi; Ascomycota; Sordariomycetes; Hypocreales; Hypocreaceae
Product: protein kinase domain-containing protein
Exons: 4
Coding region: 1-1848 (615 amino acids)
Biological process (GO): cellular hyperosmotic response; protein phosphorylation; MAPK cascade
Molecular function (GO): ATP binding; MAP kinase kinase activity
Source: RefSeq, a predicted model, not a curated record